AUGGGCUUGGGUCCUGGUCAAGGGCCGCUGGCUGCGAACCUCGCUCGCAGCGGCCACCCAGUCUUGCUUGUCGACGCAGGUGACGACCAGUGGGACUUUUCCGUCUCUCGAGACACGCCUGAGGUCGACUCUCAGUACGAGUUCACAACCUGGCAGCAGACCAACAGCGAGCUUUCCGAAGACAUUGCUGCACCUACUGGCGAUGAUGGCUGGUCCGUCGAAAACAUGCGGAAGCAUUUCGUCCGACUCGAGAGGUGCAACUACAUUCGCAAUGGCAGCGAUCCAUCCCACGGGUUCACCGGAGGACGCCGGGAGCCCCAUGCUCUUCGUCUCAGACUCCGAUCCGCAGAUACGCUCGAAGCUGCCCGGGCGCUUGUCGACGCAGAGGCCUCUGUCCGCGUGGCGGUCCUCAACAUGGCCUCUCCGCUACACCCUGGCGGUGGGUUCCUGAAUGGCGCCAGCAGCCAGGAGGAGUCGCUGUGCAUGCGCACCACGCUGUUGCCGUCGCUGAAAGACGAGUAUUACCGGCUGCCCGAACUUGGGGCCAUCUAUACACCCGAUGUCAUGGUGUUUCGGGAUGCCAACGGCGGUGAUGAAGUACUCGAGAAGCGCAACCGCUGGUUCGUAGACUGCAUCACGGCAGCCAUGCUGCGGAACCCUGAGGUUGAGCGGGACGACGAAAAGGGCUGGGGACGAUACGUCAAUGCCAAGGACCGGGAAUUGGCAGUGUCCAAGAUGCGAAUGGUCAUGCGCAUUUGCCAGGACAAGGGCGUCAAGAAGAUUGUCCUCGGCGCGUGGGGAUGCGGUGCAUACGGAAAUCCGGUUGGCGAGGUGGCCGCGGCAUGGCGCAAGGUGUUGUUGCCCCGAACUGACUCCAAGGGUAGAAGGGCUGUGGAGAUGUGGAACGGCAUUGAGGAAUGCGUGUUUGCGAUCAAGGAUUUAGGUAUGGCGGAUGCCUUUGCUGCGGCGUUUGGAGAUGGGCUGGAGCGGGAGGCCGUGGAUGAGGCAAAUAAAGAUGACGAAGAUGACGACGAGGACGAUGAGGACGACGAGACUGCUGAACUCGGAGCAAAAGUUGUUGAGCUCAGGGCGCGUAUUCGCAAUGCGAACCCUGCGAUUGGCAGGGCUCUCCAGCCAGUACUCGCGGGGCUGAUCGUACAGUUACCAGAGGGACACCCAGAAAGGUCGAGCGUGUGA
Molecule: messenger RNA, 1197 nt
Organism: Verticillium dahliae VdLs.17
Lineage: Eukaryota; Fungi; Ascomycota; Sordariomycetes; Glomerellales; Plectosphaerellaceae
Exons: 4
Coding region: 1-1197 (398 amino acids)
Source: RefSeq, a predicted model, not a curated record